AUGGCUCCAAUCAUCUCGGAACUGGCCACGCUGCGAGCUCUCAGCUUCCGCAUCUCCUCCACACCAACAUCGCAACUUCCUCAGCACGUGCCGGCCAUCGCAUCGGCCUUGGCAAACUGCAGAACUCUUCUCUCUUCACCUCAGGCUUCCGGCACCAAGGCGACUUCUUCAGAAGCGUCCGUAGCAAUUCACAAAUUCCGGACCUUACUCUCGACACUGCUGCAGGACCGCACCCCCCAGGGAAGAUGGUGUGCUAUAGUCUUAAUCAAAGCAACAAUCGAAGUCGGGGGAUGGGAGACACUGCAGAAGAGCUUACCAUGGGUUCGCGGGCUUUUGGGUUUCUUGAAUAAACCAGAUCCUCCGUCUUCAAAGAAACUGUGCAUCAUCACCCUGACGCGCAUUUUCUUCCUCACCAGAGAAUAUCCAACUCUAGUCCGCGAGAUCACCACCCCUUCUUUGCCAAGCUUUAUCCAAUCUAGCUUGCACAUGGCGAAUGCAACAUCAACUCCAACAGCUCUCUUGCAAACCAUCCUUGAAUGCCUCAACGAGCUAUUGCCCCGACACCCUACCAUCUUCCGGUCCUACCUUAAGCAGCUCCAUCCGCUUCUAGCACGUCUUAUUGCGCCCACACCAUCCAACAAGAUUAGCCCGGAACAGAUUCCUGGAACUAGAUAUACGACGUCUUCUGAAAUCAUAAUGGCGGCGCGCGAGCUCUACGUUCAAUUGUCUUGUUGUGCGCCCAAGGGGACAUCGAGCGAGGAGUGGAUGAAAUCCCUGAAAGCUCUUGUCAACAAUGCCCAUCAGACUGCAGACCAUGUGUUCCGUGCUGUAUUGGAAGACUGGCAGCCUACUACCCGUGAAUCACCUCUAGCAAAUGGCCACACGCUCGAGGACGAGGUGCAGGAUCUGGAGCCUAACAAUCAUCUGCCACCAUGGUCUGGCAUCUUUGCUGGGGGCGAACGUCUGAAGGGACUUCUUAACCUCAUAACAGAGUACCUUGGCACGCCCACAGCGGGCCCCAUAUACCUAAAUAUCGCCAUGGUAAUGGACUUGAUCUCAAGAGUGCUAUCACUCACCAUCCCUGCCUCGUCGAGCAAGAGCUUCCAGAACACCGUUAGGCUGAAUAUUCAAGUCAGCAAAGACGAGCGUGAAGCUCUUUGGUUACUACUACCGGACGUGCACAUUGCGGCGAUGAAGCUGCUUCUGGCGCUGGCAGACAGGUCUCAGGCAAGCACAUUGGCACUUGAUCCCAUUGUCAUCGAUCAGGUCGUCUGGGUGUUUGGAGCAGAAAAGAAUGUGGCACAGAUCAGGACGACGUGUUACACGGUUGUCGCUUCCCUACUCAAAAGGUCGGGAAUCGCGCUACCUAAGGCAACUAUCGACUCCCUUGUACCCCUCAUCCGGCUCUGUUGUGACGAUCUGCUUCCCUCUGAGAUUGCUACGGCGCCAGCGCAGCAUAACACUACACAAACAAAGACAAACGGGAAUAGUCAACCCCAGACAACUGCAAAUGCGGAUAGCUUCUUGAGUGCUUCAAAGGCUAUCAGUGACCCCACCGCUGGCUUGUCUGGUCUCAAGGAAGCUGCCUAUGAUCUCCUUCCCACAUUACUCUCCAACAUACGCGCCCAGUACCUGUCAGACUCGAUGCGAGCUCGUCUAGAUCGCACGGCUGUCCUCAUCCAGCACAAGGAAGCCAUGUUAGCUAGCGUUCUUAAUCCGCCCCCAAGCAAGAGAUUUGGCAAGCCGUCAGCCAGUGUAUUACCGCUUAUAGCUCGAUCCUAUCCUGUUGAGAUGGAGAUUGAGGGUAUGCUUAGGCCGAGAAUGCCUGUUAUUCGGCUAGGAGGCCAGGAACUGGAAAUCGACGAAGCCGAGGACGAAGAUGUGGAUGACGAAGAAGAGAGUGAGGAAGAAGAGCAUAGCAUUAAGCACGCGGAUGAGCACUGUGUGGGGCAAGAGCUAGACGACUUACUAGAGACCGCUGGGCAGACGGGGACUAUAGUAAGAGACUUUGCUGUGACAGAUGCUCUAGCGGCUGGCCCAGCAGCAAAUACUCCAUCGCGACCACUUCCUCAGUCAAGCAUGGCGCAACGCCCGAUGAUAUCGGAACCUACUAUGUUUGCUGACGUGAAGCGGCCGAUGGGCGAUGAAGGUCCUCUUUCACCUUCCAAGCGUGCAAAAACAGGCGAGGCCGAACACGGCACGACGCACCCAAUCUCGCCUGUCUUAGCACACGAUGCUUCUCUAAACCAUCGUCCCAUCACUUCAGGUAUAUCAGCCACUUCAGAUUUCACGGCUACCAGCACCGCCUCUGCAGCUCCCGAGCUACCCGUACCAUGUGAAGGCGGCCUGGACGAUGACAGUGACGAUGACAAGAUUUCUCUCGUGCUUGGUCAGGAUACGGAUGAUGAGUCGGAUUAG
Molecule: messenger RNA, 2418 nt
Organism: Pyrenophora tritici-repentis Pt-1C-BFP
Lineage: Eukaryota; Fungi; Ascomycota; Dothideomycetes; Pleosporales; Pleosporaceae
Source: RefSeq, a predicted model, not a curated record